AUGAAAGGCAGAGAAGGCAAAGGACCUCCUUCAGCAGAUUUGUUGGUAUGUUUUCCUUCUAGAGCACAUCUAACCCUAAUGCCAAAGCCCAUUUGCAGCCUCGCUAGGCCCAACUCAGAACACAACAAGCGCCACCACCACUGUCCACGGCUCCAUCAGCACCUGAGGAAAUCUAGUAAUAGAGGUGUUGGCGCCGUCCAUGCUAGUCCUCACACGUGGGCAAAAAACAAGGCGACAAGUUCUGAGAUUGAAGAACCCACGUCCCCGGAAGUCACAUGUGCUGGACAGAUUAAAGUAAGGCCUAAACCUAACACAUGCAAGAAUUGGCAAUCGGUCACGGAAGAGAUUGAAAGGUUACAUAUCAGCAAGAAACACAAGAAAAGACCUGCUUGGAUUGAAGCACUUGGGUUCAAGAAAGAUAUAAUGCAAUUCUUGACAUGUUUACGUAGCAUUCGAUUUGAUUUUCAUUGCUUAGGUACGUUCCCUACGGCAGAUAUAACCUCAGAAGACGACGAUGAUGAAGAAGGAGAUGAUGACCAAAGGAAAAAUGAUGAGGAUUGUGAAACUUCAAGAACUAUAUUCUCCAAAUGGUUCAUGGUUUUACAAGAAAAUCAAAGCAAACAGUUCACAGAAAAGGAUAGCAAGGAGAAAAUGAAUAAAUCUAGUACUGAUGAUGAUGUGCCUUGUGCACCACCACCAAAUGCACUUCUGCUCAUGCGUUGUCGAUCUGCUCCUGCAAAAAGUUGGGAAGAUGAAGAAGAAGACGAAGAAAAACUAACCAAGGUAAAAGAAGAAAACACAAAGAGGAAAGAAAAUUUAGUAUUGAUGCAAUAUGGAGCAGAUUUUUACAAAAUUUCUUCUGAUAUUGCAAAGGAAACUUGGGUUGUGGGAGGAAUUAAAGAUUCACUAUCAAGAAGUCCCCGUUGGAAGAGAUAA
Messenger RNA from Olea europaea var. sylvestris, 936 nucleotides. RefSeq lists its product as uncharacterized. Bases 1 to 936 code for a protein of 311 amino acids. The transcript is spliced from 2 exons. The record is from RefSeq and is a predicted model, not a curated record. Lineage: Eukaryota; Viridiplantae; Streptophyta; Magnoliopsida; Lamiales; Oleaceae.